AUGGCUGCCGCUGCAGACAAAUCCAAGCCUUACAUUCCCGUCGCGGGCUUAGCCACCGAUGGGUGGUCUACCGACGAACGAGCAUCCGCUACGUGCUUUUGCGGCGCAGUCCAGCUAGCUUUUCCUACGCAAGGCCCUGGUCUCCGUGACACAUUUUUGUGCCAUUGCACCGACUGCAGAAAAAUCACGGCAUCCACGUUUGCCUCCAAUUUUGUGGUUGCAGACACACACCUGGAACACGUACGCGGUAGAGACAACCUUAAGACAUUCGGCCAGUCGACUAGCAUCCGCUCUGGCCACAAGAUGACAAACUACUUCUGCUCGACAUGUGGGACACUGAUGUACCGCGUCGGCAAAGGCUUUCCGGGCACGAGCAUCUUGCGUCUUGGCACUGUGGAUGACUUCAACUUGAUUGAAACAAAGCUCAGGCCCAGGAUUGAACAGUUUACCGACGACCGUGUGGCCUGGCUUCACAGUGUCGAGGGCGUGAAGCAGUACAGCGGCAGUGGGUUUGGGAAUAAGGACGACGCGCAGCUGUAA
Sporothrix schenckii 1099-18 is the source of this 540-nucleotide messenger RNA. RefSeq lists its product as uncharacterized. NCBI's taxonomy places the organism in Eukaryota, Fungi, Ascomycota, Sordariomycetes, Ophiostomatales, Ophiostomataceae. Bases 1 to 540 code for a protein of 179 amino acids. The record is from RefSeq and is a predicted model, not a curated record. The transcript is spliced from 2 exons. Gene Ontology annotation, molecular function: carbon-sulfur lyase activity.